Molecule: messenger RNA, 1251 nt
Organism: Fusarium coffeatum
Lineage: Eukaryota; Fungi; Ascomycota; Sordariomycetes; Hypocreales; Nectriaceae
Exons: 6
Coding region: 1-1251 (416 amino acids)
Molecular function (GO): oxidoreductase activity, acting on paired donors, with incorporation or reduction of molecular oxygen; heme binding; monooxygenase activity
Source: RefSeq, a predicted model, not a curated record
AUGCUGCAUUUCUCCCAUUUAUUGGGGGUGGUGAUGGUUGCAUUGCUCAUCAAUGCCUUGCGCAAAGGGUACCAAGUCCGGAAGAGAUUCCAGGCUUUAAAAUACCAAGGAAUUCCAAUCAUGAAGCACUCGAUGAUCCUGGGCCACCUUCAAGUUGUUGGAAAGCUCGUUUCCUCUCUUCCAUCAGAUGCUCAUGGUGGCUAUUUGAUGAUGAUGAUCCGUGAGAAUUGGCGUGAACUUUUCCCACAAUGCACCAAGUGCCCGCCUGUUGCCUGCAUCGACACAUGGCCUUUCACCAGACCAAUGCAAUAUUCCUUGCCCAAGGCAUAUGAACAGAAGCAUGUUCUUUAUCCUUUGACAAAGAAUCUCGACAUCGCUUCCAUGGAGGGCGAAGAGUGGAAGCUCUGGCACAAGAGACUCAACCCGGCCUUUAGUAUUCAGAACAUCAACAGUCGGAUCCCAGACAUUCUGGAAGAAGUUGAAGAUUUCGCCGCCGUGCUUAAGAAUAAGGCCGGUAAGGAUGGUCAUUGGGGGGAGGUCUUCUACUUUGAGAAGGCCACCACAAACCUUACCCUGGAUGUCAUCAUCCGAUUCUUCCGGAACAUCCGCAUGAACGAGCAGUGGGGAAAGAGCUCUCCCAUCUGCAACGCUCUACAAGACAGCAUUUCCCGAUUAUACUUCUUCGUCAACAUUGGCAAUAUUGUUCAGAAUCCAUACGCUAUCAUACCAACGUUGGCACAAUGCGCCGUGGUGAGCCAGGCUUUUUUCCUUGUUGGUCCUCCUGGUUCCGAUUCUGGCUUCGGGGGCAAGAAGAUGCCCACCGAUGGUUUCAUCGUUUGGGACGGCUCAUGGGCCAUUCAUCAUGACCCUGAACUCUGGCACAGGCUGGAUGAGUUUCUGCCAGAGCGAUUUCUUACAACUGACCACCAGAAUCCAUUGUAUGCGCCGCCCAAUGCUUUGCGAUCUUUCGAAGCCGGGCCCCGAAAUUGCAUUGGCCAGCAUCUUGCUAUCCUUGAGAUCAAGCUGGCCGUGGUCCUGGUGGCGAGAUGCUUUGACAUUGAGGUUGCAUGGGAGGAAUGGGACCGAGUCAACUCACUCAAGCCCAUCUUAGUGGAACGCAUGGCUCCAAAAAAGCGCCGGAAAUUUGGGGAGAUCGUUGUUAUCAAGUUGGAGGAGAUUCACCACCAAGAAUCAAGAGUCGCAUGCCUGUACACGUCAGAGUUCGUGAACAAUAGCAUAGUCGUUGACUAA